Molecule: messenger RNA, 6381 nt
Organism: Chinchilla lanigera (long-tailed chinchilla)
Lineage: Eukaryota; Metazoa; Chordata; Mammalia; Rodentia; Chinchillidae
Gene: Kdm5a
Product: lysine (K)-specific demethylase 5A
Exons: 28
Coding region: 204-5276 (1690 amino acids)
Biological process (GO): chromatin remodeling
Cellular component (GO): nucleus
Molecular function (GO): histone demethylase activity; DNA binding
Source: RefSeq, a predicted model, not a curated record
UAACUUCCGGAAAGUCCGGCGCGGAGAGGAAAAGCCCCGAAGGAAACAAUAACAAACAGCCGGAAGAAGCGAUUCUGGCUUGCAGUGUCGCGUAGAUCUCCAGGAAGAUGCCUUCCGGGCCCUGCGAGGGGAUGUGAGAGGGCUCGGUGGGCUCCAGCCAGCUUUCCUCCAUCUGCCCCUCCCGGGGGUCCCUGGCUCUUGCCAUGGCGGGCGUGGGGCCGGGGGGCUACGCGGCGGAGUUCGUGCCACCUCCGGAGUGCCCAGUCUUUGAGCCUAGCUGGGAGGAGUUCACAGAUCCGCUCAGCUUUAUCGGCCGCAUCCGGCCUCUGGCUGAGAAAACCGGCAUCUGCAAAAUCCGACCGCCUAAGGAUUGGCAGCCACCAUUUGCAUGUGAAGUAAAAAGCUUUCGUUUUACUCCAAGAGUCCAGCGCCUGAAUGAACUUGAGGCAAUGACCAGGGUAAGACUGGACUUCUUGGAUCAACUGGCAAAAUUUUGGGAACUUCAAGGAUCUACUUUGAAGAUCCCAGUGGUUGAGAGGAAAAUCCUGGAUCUUUAUGCUUUGAGCAAGAUUGUUGCCAGCAAAGGAGGUUUUGAAAUGGUCACCAAAGAGAAGAAAUGGUCUAAAGUGGGUAGCCGCUUGGGGUAUCUGCCAGGAAAAGGAACUGGGUCUCUUUUGAAGUCCCACUAUGAAAGAAUUCUCUACCCAUAUGAGCUUUUCCAGUCUGGUGUCAGUCUCAUGGGUGUACAAAUGCCUAACUUAGAUCUUAAGGAAAAAGUGGAACCCGAGGUUCUCAGUGCUGAUACCCAAACUUCCCCAGAGCCGGGCACCAGGAUGAACAUGCUGCCUAAGAGAACAAGACGGGUCAAGUCUCAGUCAGAAUCUGGAGAAAUGAACAAAAACACAGAAUUGAAGAAACUUCAGAUCUUUGGGGCUGGACCCAAGGUUGUGGGCCUGACAGUUGGAACAAAAGAUAAAGAAGAUGAGGUCACCCGAAGACGAAAAGUUACCAACAGGUCAGACGCAUUUAACAUGCAAAUGAGACAACGGAAAGGAACUCUCUCUGUUAACUUUGUGGAUCUCUAUGUGUGUAUGUUUUGUGGUCGAGGAAACAAUGAAGAUAAAUUGCUUUUGUGUGAUGGAUGUGAUGACAGCUAUCAUACAUUUUGUCUAAUUCCACCACUACCUGAUGUUCCCAAAGGAGACUGGAGGUGUCCUAAAUGUGUCGCUGAGGAGUGUAACAAACCUCGAGAAGCCUUUGGAUUUGAACAAGCGGUACGAGAGUAUACACUUCAGAGCUUUGGAGAGAUGGCAGAUAAUUUUAAGUCUGAUUAUUUCAAUAUGCCAGUCCAUAUGGUUCCCACAGAACUGGUAGAGAAGGAAUUCUGGCGGCUGGUUAGCAGCAUUGAAGAAGAUGUCAUUGUGGAGUAUGGAGCUGAUAUCUCCUCCAAAGACUUUGGAAGUGGGUUUCCUGUGAAGGACGGUCGGAGAAAGAUGUUGCCAGAGGAAGAGGAGUAUGCACUUUCGGGUUGGAAUUUGAAUAACAUGCCUGUCCUGGAGCAGUCUGUCCUUGCACACAUUAAUGUAGAUAUUUCUGGAAUGAAGGUGCCAUGGCUCUACGUGGGAAUGUGUUUCUCCUCUUUUUGCUGGCACAUUGAGGAUCACUGGAGUUACUCCAUUAACUACUUGCAUUGGGGGGAGCCAAAGACAUGGUAUGGUGUACCGUCGCAUGCUGCAGAACAGCUGGAAGAGGUGAUGAGGGAGCUGGCCCCUGAGUUAUUUGAGUCCCAGCCUGAUCUGCUGCAUCAGUUAGUCACCAUCAUGAACCCCAAUGUGCUAAUGGAGCAUGGUGUGCCUGUGUACAGGACGAAUCAGUGUGCAGGCGAGUUUGUUGUGACGUUUCCUCGUGCCUAUCAUUCUGGAUUUAACCAGGGCUACAACUUUGCUGAAGCUGUGAACUUCUGUACUGCUGACUGGUUGCCCAUUGGACGUCAGUGUGUAAAUCAUUACCGACGCCUACGGCGCCAUUGUGUCUUUUCACAUGAGGAGCUAAUUUUCAAGAUGGCAGCAGACCCAGAGUGCUUAGAUGUGGGGCUGGCUGCCAUGGUCUGCAAAGAGCUGACGCUCAUGACUGAAGAAGAGACACGAUUAAGGGAGUCUGUUGUACAAAUGGGUGUCCUGAUGUCAGAAGAAGAAGUGUUUGAACUCGUUCCUGAUGACGAGCGACAGUGUUCAGCAUGCAGAACCACAUGUUUUCUCUCUGCUCUCACAUGCUCCUGUAAUCCCGAGCGGCUUGUAUGUCUCUACCAUCCGACUGAUCUGUGCCCCUGCCCCAUGCAGAAGAAAUGUCUUAGAUAUCGCUACCCAUUAGAAGACCUCCCUUCUCUUCUUUAUGGUGUAAAAGUCAGGGCACAGUCCUAUGACACUUGGGUCAGUCGUGUUACAGAAGCAUUAUCUGCUAACUUCAACCACAAGAAAGAUUUGAUUGAAUUGCGAGUAAUGCUGGAAGAUGCUGAGGAUAGGAAAUAUCCAGAAAAUGAUCUCUUUCGGAAGCUCAAGGAUGCUGUAAAAGAAGCUGAGACUUGUGCUUCUGUGGCCCAGCUGCUUCUGAGCAAAAAGCAGAAACACAGGCAGAGCCCAGAUAGUGGAAAAACUCGGACCAAGCUGACAGUGGAAGAACUGAAGGCCUUUGUCCAACAACUUUUUAGUCUUCCAUGUGUUAUCAGCCAAGCUCGGCAAGUAAAGAAUCUGCUUGAUGAUGUGGAAGAGUUCCACGAAAGAGCUCAGGAGGCACUGAUGGAUGAAACCCCUGACUCUUCCAAACUCCAGAUGUUGAUAGACAUGGGUUCUAGUCUGUAUGUGGAGCUGCCUGAAUUACCUCGACUGAAGCAAGAGCUACAGCAGGCUCGGUGGUUGGAUGAAGUAAGACUGACCCUGUCAGAUCCACAGCAAGUCACUCUGGACAUCAUGAAAAAGCUGAUCGACUCUGGUGUGGGGUUGGCGCCCCAUCAUGCUGUGGAGAAAGCAAUGGCCGAGCUGCAGGAGCUCCUCACCGUCUCGGAGCGAUGGGAAGAAAAGGCUAAGGUCUGCCUACAGGCAAGACCUCGGCACAGUGUGGCAAGUUUAGAAAGCAUUGUCAAUGAAGCCAGAAACAUUCCAGCUUUUCUGCCCAACGUGCUGUCCCUCAAAGAAGCCUUACAAAAGGCUCGAGAGUGGACAGCAAAAGUGGAAGCUAUUCAGAGUGGCAGCAACUAUGCUUACUUGGAGCAGCUUGAAAGCUUAUCUGCUAAGGGGCGCCCUAUCCCCGUGAGGCUUGAUGCCCUGCCACAGGUGGAGUCGCAGGUGGCGGCAGCGCGGGCCUGGAGGGAGCGCACAGGGCGGACCUUUCUUAAGAAGAACUCCAGCCACACGUUGUUACAGGUGCUAAGUCCUCGGACCGACAUUGGUAUAUAUGGGAGUGGUAAAAACAGAAGGAAAAAAGCAAAAGAACUAAUAGAAAAAGAAAAAGAAAAGGAUGUGGACCUUGAGCCUUUGAGUGAUCUGGAGGAAGGGCUGGAGGAGACCAGAGACACAGCCGUGGUGGUGGCAGUGUUCAAAGAGCGAGAGCAAAAGGAGAUUGAAGCCAUGCAUUCCCUGAGAGCAGCCAACCUCGCCAAGAUGACAAUGGUGGACCGCAUAGAAGAAGUAAAGUUUUGUAUUUGCCGUAAGACAGCCAGCGGGUUCAUGCUGCAGUGUGAGCUCUGCAAAGACUGGUUCCAUAACAGUUGUGUUCCCCUUCCUAAAUCAAGUUCCCAGAAAAAAGGGUCCAGCUGGCAGGCUAAAGAAGUUAAAUUUCUGUGUCCUCUUUGCAUGCGGUCUCGAAGGCCCAGGCUAGAGACUAUACUGUCGCUGCUGGUAUCCCUUCAGAAGUUGCCUGUGCGGUUGCCCGAAGGAGAGGCCCUCCAGUGUUUGACCGAACGUGCCAUGAGUUGGCAGGACAGAGCCCGGCAGGCCCUCGCCACAGAGGAACUGUCGUCUGCCUUGGCCAAACUGUCUGUGCUAAGCCAGCGGAUGGUUGAGCAGGCAGCCCGAGAAAAAACGGAGAAGAUCAUCAGUGCAGAGCUCCAAAAAGCAGCUGCCAAUCCAGACUUACAGGGACACUUACCUAGUUUUCAACAGUCUGCUUUUAACCGGGUGGUGAGCAGUGUAUCAUCUUCCCCCCGACAAACAAUGGACUAUGACGAUGAAGAAACAGAUUCUGAUGAGGACAUUCGGGAGACAUAUGGCUAUGACAUGAAGGACACAGCCAGUGUGAAGUCAUCUAGUAGUCUGGAGCCCAAUCUCUUCUGUGAUGAAGAAAUCCCUAUCAAGUCAGAGGAAGUGGUAACUCACAUGUGGACAGCACCUUCAUUCUGUGCAGAACAUGCUUAUUCUUCUGCUUCUAAAAGUUGUUCUCAAGGUACUAGCACCCCAAGGAAACAACCUCGUAAGAGCCCUUUAGUUCCCCGAAGUUUGGAGCCUCCGGUGUUGGAGUUGUCACCUGGAGCAAAAGCCCAACUGGAAGAACUCAUGAUGGUUGGAGACCUCUUGGAAGUGUCCCUGGAUGAGACACAACACAUAUGGCGGAUUCUGCAGGCUACACACCCACCCUCAGAAGACAGAUUCCUGCAUAUCAUGGAGGAUGACAGCAUGGAAGAGAAACCAGUAAAAAUGAAGGGAAAAGAUUCUUCAGAGAAGAAAAGGAAACGGAAGCUAGAAAAGGUAGAACAGCUUUUUGGAGAAGGAAAACAGAAAUCCAAGGAGCUAAAGAAAAUGGAUAAACCCAAAAAGAAGAAAUUAAAAUUAAAUGCAGACAAAUCAAAGGAGCUGAACAAAUUGGCCAAGAAACUAGCAAAAGAAGAAGAGAGGAAAAAAAAGAAGGAAAAAGCUGCUGCAGCCAAAGUUGAACCUGUGAAAGAAAGUACUGAGAAGAAAAGAGAGAAGAAAGUGCUGGACAUCCCCUCCAAAUAUGACUGGUCAGGAGCAGAGGAGUCCGAUGACGAGAAUGCCGUGUGCGCAGCACAGAACUGCCAAAGGCCCUGCAAGGACAAGGUAGACUGGGUACAAUGUGAUGGUGGCUGUGAUGAGUGGUUUCAUCAAGUUUGUGUGGGUGUAUCUCCAGAAAUGGCUGAAAAUGAAGAUUACAUCUGUAUAAACUGUGCAAAGAAACAGGGCCCAGAUAGCCCAGGUCACGCACCACCUUCUUCCUUCAUAAUGAGCUACAAACUGCCAAUGGAAGACCUUAAAGAAACCAGUUAGCAGAUGCUUCGUUAGUUUGGGACAUGGCGGGAACGGACCAUGUUGAGACCUUAGUUAUAAAGUAGAGUGGUUGAGAUCCACUCAGAAUGUUGCUUCCAAAGAUGAAUGGCCUUCAGAGAAAGUCCUCUUAGUGCUAGCUUCCCCUUUGCAUGGACUGUGUGGGCUACAUUCUCUAUCAGCACAUCUAUGCAGAGGAUGUCUUCUUGGUACAACAGCCAGUAUUUCCACUCAUGUCUCUUUUGAGUAUGGUUUACUGGAUUAAGGCCAGACACUUGGUGGAGCUCACAAGUAGCUGGGUGGCAUUAAUACACUGGUGUGCUAGCAGGGCAUGCAUAAGAUGUGGCUUACGGCCAGCUGGUAAUAGAGGCUUGUAACGUAGCAGCACCACCAUCUGAAGGUGCUGAUUGCUUGAAUCUCCUUAUUUGGGAUAGUUGGAGAGGAGUCAGAGUACAGCUUUCCUACCACUAUUACCUGGCAUUUAAUGUCCCAUAAGUACAACUAUAAGGAACAGGUCAAAGUUAUUCUUAGAAGUAAUGGGAGAGUAGUCCAGUCUGUAGACCUCGGCUGCUUAUGCUUGUUUAUACCAAGAAGAAAAUCCCAAGUAAGAGAACCUUGCACCAUCUGGGCAGAUCACCUUACUUUUCUAAGCAGGAGGAUGACAAUACUGGAUGCUAGGAAGAAGAAUUUUUAUUUCAAGGCAAAAAGCCCUUUUUUUGGCCUUUGAGCAGUUUGACUGUCUUGGGUCUAUAUUUUAGAGAAGAAAGGUACAUGGUUCCAAGCUUCUUUAAAAAAAAGAAAGAAAAAGCAAGAAAAAGAAGACCAGAAUGUCUUUCUGAGCCACAGCCUGCAUGCUUUUUGGGAAACCUUCAUUCACAAGUAUUCCAGAUACCAUCUGGCUUUAGGCAUGGCCAUGAGCAAGACUAGCGUCAGCCUCUUGCCUUGCAGCUCUGCCCCAAUGCCUGCUAUUCCCAACGUGGCACUGUCCGACCGUGACCCACAGCAAAUGCUGUUGACUAAUACUGUGACUUCAGCGGAGAAUGUGGGGCUGUAGUACCUCUGCGUGAUAAAGUUGUUUUAGUAAAUCCAUUUUUAAAAGGAAAAAAAA